AUGGGAACUUUUGGUAUGCGAUACAGUUGCGUUUACAUUAGUCAAAUAAACAGCAGUUUCUCUGCCGCGAUUUGUUGUAUACCACCGUUGAUUUUUGUAUAGCUCCUCCAGCUGUCGAUUCUGUUCGCUUCAUCAGUUUCCUCAGUUUAGUUUCAUCAUUCGACCUCGCCGGUUCUGUUGCGUCCGUCUUUUCACAAUUUUUAUUUUUUUUAUUUCCUAAUUAAUCCCUUACCUGUGCGCUGUGUAUAGUGUGUAGUCAAAAGUGUGCAGAUCCACCGCUAGUUCGGGGAUUUUUCGUGAAUUUCUCGCGGCUCGUAAUUAACGUGGGUUUACCUGGCCGCCUGCGGCAAAAGCAUUAAUAGCGUGACGCCCCUCAUCACAGCUGUCCAGCGUCAAAAAGCUAAUCACCGCAUUGAAAAAAAAACACGUCGUGUGAGAGAACUGAGCUGUCUCCAAGUGCUGGCUCCUGGGCAUCCUGCUGCUGCUCACAGUCGCCAUCAGUUGGCCCGCGGAGACAGUCGCCGCACCGCGUCGCGCCCGCGGCGUGGAUCUGAUCCUGCCGCACCGCCACCACCCCCGGCCGCUCCACCACCACCAGCACAUCAGGUCGGCCAAGAGCAACAUCGUACCCCUGCGCACCAAUCAGACCCAGGGCAGGGAUAGCUGCGGGGCCAUUAGAAUGACCACCAACAUCUCACACCUGCAACUGGCGCACGAGGUGGCCAGUAAUACGCGGGAGGCGGUCCUCUGCCUGACCAAGGAAUGGCUGAGGAGCCAGCAGCACAACCUGAGCGGCGAAAUUCAAGCCUACUCCAAGCACUCGAUGGCAGUGAAGCAUCCGCUCCAGUCGGAGGUGGAGAAGGUCAGCUUCCAGAAGGAGCUGGACGACUUCGUGUACGACGGCAAGGUGACCACGGUGGAGGAGGAGAUGCCGGCCAUUAUCGAGUCACUGCUGGUGCUGGAGCACCUGUACGAGAUCAUUGAGUUCGAUCACAUGUCCUGGAACUGCUACUUCAACAGCUUCGUGAGCUUCUUCCACCACAACAUGCACGAGGCCCUCAAGCUGGCCGGCCUGAACGAUGCCUGCAAUCCCAGGACCUCCGAGUACAAUGCCCACUACAUACAUCCUGUGUUCGGCGCCGCCGUCGAGACCAUCAAGGUGCUGACCAUCAUCGAGCACAAGUACGCGCAGCUGAUCCACCUCUACUCGCAGUCCGCUGGCCAGAGUUAGAUGCUCCGCAGGAGCGGACGCAGCCAUACCAAAAAUCAUCGCCUCCGAUAACCCAAUGCAAUCUCAAGCUCAUAGGCUAUGCCCACGUGUUACAUAUCCGUGCUCGUCUGGCACGCACUCUCAUCUGCCUUAGACCCUAUUAUUUAUUAUAACUUAUUAACUUAUUAACUUAUUCGCCCCCAUUGCCCCAUCCCUAUAUUUACGUAUUUAUAUCGCCUUUGCAUCCUAUUUAUAUACAUAUAUCACCACACUCACUGAACACAUUCACCGCCUCGCAGGCUCGAUAACUUAUGAAAACUAUGACUUAAGUGUAUUUUUUUUAUAU
This is a messenger RNA of Drosophila erecta, 1556 nucleotides long. RefSeq lists its product as uncharacterized. The record is from RefSeq and is a predicted model, not a curated record. The transcript has 4 exons. Bases 680 to 1231 code for a protein of 183 amino acids. Lineage: Eukaryota; Metazoa; Arthropoda; Insecta; Diptera; Drosophilidae.